Messenger RNA from Neolamprologus brichardi, 2609 nucleotides. It is a transcript of the gene arf2a, whose product is annotated as ARF GTPase 2a. Lineage: Eukaryota; Metazoa; Chordata; Actinopteri; Cichliformes; Cichlidae. The record is from RefSeq and is a predicted model, not a curated record. Gene Ontology annotation, molecular function: GTP binding; GTPase activity.
UGACGAAGAAGAACACGACGUCGCCGGAAAACGCCAUUUUGUUGUUGAACCGGAUCGGUGGUGUAGAAGCAUCGAGAAGCGCCAGUGAAGGUGAGACAAGAUGGGAAAUUUUGCUAGCCUUUUUAGUAAAUUGUUUGGAAAGAAGGAGAUGAGGAUCCUGAUGGUAGGACUGGAUGCUGCUGGAAAGACCACCAUCUUGUACAAGCUCAAACUGGGAGAAAUUGUUACCACAAUCCCUACCAUUGGUUUUAACGUUGAGACGGUAGAAUACAAAAACAUCAGUUUUACAGUGUGGGAUGUCGGCGGUCAGGACAAGAUCAGGCCGCUUUGGAGGCAUUACUUCCAAAACACACAAGGCCUCAUCUUUGUAGUGGACAGUAAUGACAGAGAGCGAGUGGGUGAGGCGAAGGAGGAGCUGAUGCGAAUGCUGGCUGAGGAUGAGCUGAGAGAUGCCGUGUUGCUCGUGUUUGCAAAUAAACAGGACCUGCCCAAUGCCAUGAAUGCAGCUGAGCUCACAGACAAACUGGCCCUGCACUCCCUGCGUCACCGUAACUGGUAUAUCCAAGCCACAUGUGCUACUACUGGAGACGGUCUCUACGAGGGUCUGGACUGGCUUUCAAGCCAGUUAAGGAACGCAAAAUGAUCAAUCACUGCCAGCUCUGUGCGGUGUUUUGGGAGAUUGCACUGGUCCUGGUCUCACGCUCUCCUCUUUUUUUUUUCUUCCCCUCUCUAUUUUUUCUGAAGCGUCGGACCUUUUGGCUAGUGCUCCCCUGCAUUUGUACUGUAUGUGUGUGUUUGAGUAUUUUUGGAUGAACGGACGAACGACUGUGCAUGUACGUGUGAGCUAAGUCGGAGCAGCCCUGCUGUGCCUUGAACACAGUUAGCUCUCAAGACAUCUCAUUCCUCCAGUGUCAGCACAUCCAGAGGCACUGGUUCCCACAAAGCAGAGAACAACACAACAUUAUUGCUGUGGGUCAUCUGUCAAGAAUGUUUAGAAUCACAAAAACCAAAAGGUAACAACAAUUAGGUUUUUACAUCAGCCUGUCAUAUUAAAAUUAAGACCAUUUUCACAACUGUUUUUUUUUCUCCUCUCAACCUUGCAAGAUGCACUGUGCUAUGUAACCAGUGUCAUUUUUGGUAAAAUAAAGUAUAAUGUGUUACAUCCUGAAAUAGUUCAUGUUCUUUUGAAAAUUAUGCAUUUUGACAUUUUUAGGGACUGGAUAAAGUUACAUUAAAAAAAUCUUUUAAUUCCAUAAACGUGUAGAUCCUGUUGAUAAUCAGAUUGUAAUCGGAGUCGGUGUGUCUGUGAAUCUUCCACAUUAACUUCCUUAGAUUUUACAAAAUUCAGGUCACAUCAUUUUGCUUCUGAUAGUUAUCUGUUAUUGCGCCUGUCUUUUCAUGGGAUCUUAAGGUUUUUUUUAGCAGAGGAUUAGAAGAAGCAUCAUCACUGGGUCUACAAAAGGCAAUAAAUGUUGCAUGUUUACAUGUGUGGAGGAGAGUGUUGUAGCUACUAGGUCAUUGGUGGAUGUGUGUGGGUUUCAUCCACUCCACUCCUUGGAACAACAAGGCCUUUUUUAGAGUUGCUCCCACUCUGGCUUUUUAUUUACUGGUAGAUUUAUUUUCUCUUGUAUGUAGCUCCUUGGUUUAGGGUCUCUUUUCUAUUAUAUUAUCUUUUGUUAGUCUUUAUCCACGCAUGGCCUGGUGUGGGAUUUUUAUUUUGUUGCUCUCGGGACCAGUUGGUUGGUUUCAGGAAGGGUUCAUUGUGUUUGGUUCAGCACGAGGUCACCAGAGGGGACGCGCAUAUGCUCUAGACCACAUUGUCAGCACUGUGACAGACGGUACAUUUGUACGACAAGUGUAUCAGUCAGUUCUGUAAAUGCUUUCUUAAUGCUUCAGUGUUUUCUCUGCAUGUAGCUGAGGUGCUUCUCUUGGUGUCAUUUACGUCACAUCGGGCCAUUUGCACAACCUCAUCAGCUUGCACAACACAGGGCUGUGCGAAGACGGCAGUUUAUCUCUCAGCUGUUACAGAGAACCCGUACACAAAUACGCUCCCAAUUGCUCACACCAGCAGACAGCUGAAGUGUCCCAGUAACACUGUUACAGCAGUUCAACCAGUGACAUCAUCUUUUCCCUUACACCCACUAAUUCUAAAGGAUCCCGCAUUUAGAAAGAAACCAAUCACCCCCACAUUCCUUACUGAGUUACGACAACUCUAAGGUCAUACCUACUGACCUCAAAAGGGAAAAUUAAUGUUCCCUUUUUGUUUUUCUAAAACUGGACUUUUUUUUUUUUUUUUUAAAAUAAAGUUUGCUUAAAUGAAUGACUAACCUUUGGGCUUUCUUCAUCCUAUGUAUCAUUUACUAAACAGCAAGAAAUACAGAUGUGUGUGUGCGUGUGUAUAUAUAUAAAAAAAACCUGUAAGAAAAUGUAUUUUAAUGUCAUCCACCUGCUCUUGUUCAGAUGUGAAGCUUUAAUUUUCGUUUCUGUGAAAAAUACAUGGUACGUGCAUAUGUAUUUCUUAAUUAUCUUUUAUGCUUUUUUUUUAAAAACCCAUCUUGUAACGUCUGAUAAAUGCACUAUAAUAAAGAGAUCUCUAUUGUAAGUCUUUC